This is a messenger RNA of Acanthamoeba castellanii str. Neff, 1170 nucleotides long. Its product is annotated as carrier superfamily protein. The transcript is spliced from 12 exons. The coding region runs from base 1 to 1170 and encodes 389 amino acids. The record is from RefSeq and is a predicted model, not a curated record. Gene Ontology annotation, biological process: transmembrane transport. Gene Ontology annotation, molecular function: transmembrane transporter activity. Lineage: Eukaryota; Discosea; Longamoebia; Acanthamoebidae.
AUGGCCUCCACCAAGCAAGAUGAUGACGCGUCUAUGGGCAAAGGGCCGGGAGAGGGUCUGCCUUCCUCUUCGAGCUCGGCGCCAAGCCUGCCACCCAUCCCCACGCCCAGCAUGCCUACGAGCAGCGUUGAAGAUGAGGGAAAGCAAAAGAACGAAGUGGCUGGCGCCCUUGCUGGCGUCGGCAGGACGUUGUCGCGAGUGCUUACGCGAGCGGUGCUUGGCGUCGGCCGAGGCAGCAUUGCUGGCACCCUCUCUGGCAUGGCCGAAGAGACCGCCGGCUAUCCGCUCGAUCUCACCCGAAUGCAAGCCCACGGCGACCACCCCACGGGGGCCAUGGGCAUCCUGCGGGAGACCCUGCAGAAGGAGGGCGUGCGAGGGCUGUUCAAGGGCCUCGGCCCUCCGUUCCUCGCCUCGUCCAUCACCACCGCCACCAUUUUCGGGUCCUACGCGCACGCGGUGGACUUCCUGCACGAGCGCUACGGCAGCCGAGGCGAGGUGCGGCUGGCCCACGUGGCCCUGGCCGGCGCCGUUGCCGGAUUCGCGCAGGCCUUCAUCCUCUGCCCCGUCGACGUCAUCAAGAACCGCAUGCAGGCACACCUCACCACCGCCAUCGACCACUCAAACGAGCGCUCAUCUCUGCGUGUCGUGGGAGGGUUCGGGCACGGCGGAGCGGCGGGGCCGGGUAACAUGGAGAUGGUGCGGGAGGUGAUCGCCACCCGCGGCUGGCGGGGCCUCUACCUCGGCAUGGUCCCCACCCUCUGGCGCGACGUGCCCGGGUAUGCGGUAUUCUUCGCAUCGUAUGAAUUCCUCAAGCGGUCGUUCGCUGCACUCCCGUUCCUGCGGGCCGCGCCGGGCGCCGCGGAGGGCGCCGACGACGACCCACACGGCGCCGGGGGCCUCUCACCCGUCGCCGUCAUCCUGGCCGGUGGUGUGGCGGGUAUGGCGUAUCACACGGCAACGUACCCGUUCGACGUGGUCAAGACGCGGAUACAGAUCCAAUCCGGGUCCACGCCCACCUACAAGAGCACCCUCGACUGCUUCCGCAUCCUCUACCGACAAGGCGGAGCUGGCGCGCUGUUCAAGGGCUACGUGCCAACGGUCCUCCGCUCCUUCCCGGCCAACGCUGUCGGCUUCCUGGUCUAUGAACUGACCCUGCGGUUCCUGCCUUGA